Messenger RNA from Pediculus humanus corporis (human body louse), 1047 nucleotides. RefSeq names its product Arginase, hepatic, putative. Bases 1 to 1047 code for a protein of 348 amino acids. Lineage: Eukaryota; Metazoa; Arthropoda; Insecta; Psocodea; Pediculidae. The record is from RefSeq and is a predicted model, not a curated record. Gene Ontology annotation, molecular function: manganese ion binding; arginase activity. Gene Ontology annotation, cellular component: nucleus; cytosol; cytoplasm. The transcript is spliced from 8 exons.
AUGCUAUGUAAAGUUAUAAAUGGAGUUUUUUUACAUGAAACAAAAUAUUUAAGUCAAAAAUGGUUUUCAAGCAAAUCGUUUUACCCACAAAAUUUAAAUGGAAAACUAAGCAUUAUCGGAGUUCCCUUCGGUAAAGGUCAAAAGAAACAAGGAAAAACAGAAGAUGGAUUGAAAAUGGCACCUGACUGUCUACGACAAACUGGUUUUAUCGAUAUAUUAAAAGACCUGGGUAUGGACGUUGAAGACCUAGGUAAUAUAACGUAUGAACCGGAAGUCGGCCUUCAACAUGAGAAUAUGACAAAUCUUGAUCAUUUUGCUCCUUGUGCUCUGCAGGUAUCUAAUUGCGUAUCGAGUGCUUUACAAGACUGCAGAGCGUGUUUAAUGAUGGGAGGAGAUCAUUCUCUGGCUACCGGUUCAAUACAUGGACAUAUAAGCGUUGCCGGACCGCAAAAUGUUGGUGUCAUAUAUAUUGACGCUCACGCCGAUAUAAAUACGGCUUCAAGUAGCUUAAGUGGAAAUAUACAUGGUAUGACAGUGGCAAUGCUAGCCGAAGAAUUACGAAAGUUUUGGCCAAAUUCUCAAGUUCCCGGUCUUGAAUGGUUAACCCCGUGUUUGCCAUUAGGUAAUAUCGCCUUCAUCGGAUUGAGGUCUGUAGAUCCGGAGGAAACGGUAUUUUUGGACGAAAAUAAUGUCGCGGCUUACACAAUGGAAGAUGUUGAAAAUUAUGGAUUACAUAAAGUAUUGUGCGAAGCAAUAAAAAGAGUAGACCCAAAUGGAAAUAAAUCAAUUCAUCUGAGUUUCGAUAUAGAUUCGUUAGAUCCCCUUGAGGCUCCCUGUACGACCGUGCCAGUACGAGGUGGUUUAACGCUUAGAGAAGGGAUUAAAAUUGGAGAAACUUUAUGCAGGACGAAAAGGUUAUCUGUCGUUGAUUUCGUAGAGGUAAAUCCUCCUCUAGGUAGUGAAAUUCAACGACAGACAACAUUGGAUGCAGCCUUUCAUGUUCUUUUGUCAGUGUUUGGAUAUUCCAGACGUGGAAAUCCAAGAUGA